ACAUACACAACCGCUCUCACUCUUCGUGGGAGAAAGUAAAGAAGGAGAGAGGGAAAGAGAGAGAAGGGAGAGAGAGCGUGAUUCCAGGUCUCUCUCUGCUCUCUCCACUUUGGGUACUCGUACCCAAUCUGAGUCAAUGGGGCUUCAGUGCUAGGGAUUAAACUUCAAUAUCAAAUAUAUUUAUUCACCCCAAACCCAUUUUAGUCUUUAGGUUUGGUGCAUUAAUAUAGGUAACUCAUUAAGGAAGGUUUCCGGAGAAAGGUAAAGACGUCUCCAGAGGCGUGCUUUUUUGUCUGUUUCCUCACAGAAGGGUCAGUCGGGCUCCUCUCGUCGGCUGGCUUUCUGUGAGAGGAUAACUUCCCCCAUAUCCCACAUUUACAGCUGACCCAGGCCGGAGAACUACUGCAACACUAUGGAUAUUGGAGCUUGUCCCUUCCGGAAGAAACGGAGACCAUGGCGCAUGGACUUCUCCUCCUUCGCCUUGGUAACCGUGGCGCUCGCCCUGUGCCAAACAACUGUGGUUCAAGCAGGGAGACAUCCAGCAGCUGAUGAUUGCCUCCAACCCUCAAGCUGCCUAUGACUUCUGUGAACACUACAGCCCUGACUGUGACUCCCCUCUGCCCAAAACCCAAGCUCAGGACCCCAACACAUACCCCACCAAAGCUUCCAAGUCCUCCAAAGCAAAGCCCACUGCAGCAGACGUCCUCCUGUCUAAAAUCAAACCAACCAAAUCUAAGCCCACAGCUGCCCCAGCGAAGAAUGGCAAUGGCAAAACUGGCGCUGUGAAGAAAGCAAAUGGUAAUGCAAAAGCUACAACUGGAGCCAAACCAACACCUCAGGUCAAAGUAAAUGGAAAUGGCAAUGGUAAGGUUGUAGCUGAGAAGAAAGCUCCUGUUACCUCGAAGGCUAGCAGCAAUGGAAAAGUCACAACAGAGAAGAAAGCCAAUGGAAACGGCAAAACGGCCACCGAUGUUAAAGCAAAAGGUAACAGCAAUGGUGGGGCUAAGGCUAAUGGCAACCACAAGACUACAACAAAAAUUCAAACAACUGUGGUCAAAGCCACCAAGGCACCUAAACCCACCAAAGCAUCAAAACCAGGACCUACAAAAUCUGCAGCCACCAAAGCUCCAAAAGUAAAAACCCAAAGCAAGGCAGACGUCAAAGACGUUAAAGCUGUGACCAAAGUCCCCCCGGUGAGCAAACGGGGGAAUAACUUCGUCAGGGAUUCCCCGCCGACGAAGUCAGUGGCAACAUCUUCCCCAGUCCGACCGACUCCACCCAGACCCACAAGAGUCAACAAAGUGCCGGAUAUAAAAUCGGACAAACCUUUCCCACCGUUUGGCAACACAGCGCUGAGCGGAACUGGAGUCCCACCGAAGAAAGUUACCAACCGUUAUCAGCAGGAUGUAGACACUGAAUAUUCUGAGGCUGGCCACACCCCUACAGAGACUGAUUAUUACUAUGAGGAGACCUUCACAGAGCCAGAGGGUGAGGUGGUUGGACAAGAAGAAAACGCUGUACAGCCUCAGGUGGAGCCAGCACUGGUGGGAGAAGAGGUAGACGCCGCCAAGGCGGGCGGUACUGGAGAAGAGCUCUUCACUGAGGAGUAUGAGACUGGGGACGUGGGCCUUAAGGAGUACGACUAUAACUACAGAGACUACAAUGAACCAUCACCAGAGACUGCAGAGGUUGAUGGCAACAUUGGCCCCGCCCUGUCCGCUGUGACAGACGAGGGAGGCGCUGCUGUUAGAGGCCAGAAAGGAGAGAAAGGCGAGCCUGCUGUCUUGGAGCCUGGGAUGCUGAUUGAAGGACCUCCAGGACCUGAGGGACCUGCUGGUCCCACUGGACCCCCUGGAACUUCUGGACCUCCUGGUUCUGUCGGUGACCCCGGAGAGAGGGGCACUCCUGGUAGGCCUGGUCUUCCUGGAGCUGAUGGGGUUCCUGGACCUCCUGGAACUUCACUCAUGCUGCCUUUCCGCUUCGGGCAGAGCGGAGGAGACAAGGGGCCGGUCGUUUCUGCACAGGAGGCUCAGGCUGCAGCCAUCUUAUCCCAAGCCAGGAUGGCUCUGAAGGGGCCUCCUGGACCAAUGGGAUUCACCGGACGCCCUGGACCCCUGGGAAAUCCAGGAAGUACUGGUUUGAAGGGAGAGCUUGGAGACCCCGGUCCUCAGGGUCCAAGAGGACCCCACGGUAUGAUGGGCCCUCCAGGCAAAGCAGGAAGAAGAGGCCGUGCUGGAGCUGAUGGUGCCAGAGGAAUGCCAGGAGAGCCUGGAGCUAAGGGCGACCGUGGUUUCGAUGGUCUUCCUGGUCUGCCUGGUGAUAAAGGACACAGGGGUGACUCUGGACCACUGGGACCACCAGGGGGCUCAGGAGAGGAUGGAGAGCGGGGAGAUGAUGGAGACGUUGGACCUCGGGGUCUCCCAGGUGAACCAGGACCUCGUGGUUUGCUUGGACCCAAAGGUCCUCCAGGAAUCCCCGGACCUCCUGGUGUUCGAGGAAACGAUGGACCCCACGGUUCCAAAGGAAGCUUGGGUCCCCAAGGUGAGCCAGGACCUCCAGGCCAGCAGGGAACCCCAGGAACUCAGGGAAUGCCGGGACCUCAGGGGGCCAUCGGACCCCCAGGAGAGAAAGGUCCUACAGGAAAACCAGGUCUCCCAGGAAUGCCUGGAGCUGAUGGGCCUCCUGGUCACCCAGGAAAGGAGGGGCCUCCUGGCACCAAGGGAAACCAUGGUCCUAACGGUCCUCAGGGAGCUAUCGGCUAUCCUGGUCCUCGGGGCGUCAAGGGAGAACAAGGCAUCCGCGGCCUGAAAGGCCACAAAGGAGAGAAGGGAGAAGACGGCUUCCCGGGAAUUAAAGGAGAUUUCGGUGUCAAGGGAGAGAGGGGAGAGAUUGGAGUAUCAGGGCCCAGAGGAGAGGACGGCCCGGAGGGGCCAAAGGGUCGUGUUGGACCCCCCGGUGAGGUUGGAGCUAUUGGACUGAUUGGUGAGAAGGGUAAACUCGGUGUACCUGGAGUUCCUGGAUAUCCUGGAAGACAAGGACCAAAGGGAUCUCUUGGAUUCCCAGGAUUCCCUGGUUCAAACGGCGAGAAGGGAACAAGGGGUACUUCCGGCAAACCAGGUCCGAGAGGACAGAGAGGCCCGACGGGCCCCCGAGGGCAGAGAGGGCCGAGGGGGGCCACGGGGAAACCAGGAGCAAAGGGAACCUCAGGAAGUGAUGGACCUCAUGGUCCUCCUGGAGAGAGGGGAUUGCCAGGACCUCAGGGAGCCAAUGGUUUCCCCGGACCAAAGGGACCUCCUGGACCACCAGGAAAGGAUGGCCUGCCAGGACAUCCCGGGCAGAGAGGAGAAGUUGGUUUCCAAGGUAAAAUGGGUCCACCUGGGCCUCCUGGAGUUGUUGGACCUCAGGGCCCAUCAGGAGAGACCGGCCCCAUGGGCGAGCGUGGCCAUCCCGGACCUCUAGGUCCACCCGGUGAGCAGGGGCUUCCUGGUCCCUCAGGGAAAGAGGGCACCAAGGGGGACCCUGGACCCACAGGACGGCCUGGAAAAGAUGGUCCUCCAGGACUGAGAGGCUUCCCAGGAGAGAGAGGACUUCCUGGAACCCCUGGUGGUGGAGGACUGAAGGGAGGCGAAGGACCUGCUGGACCUCCUGGACCUGCUGGGUCUCCUGGUGAGCGGGGACCAGCUGGUACUGCUGGACCCAUCGGACCUCCUGGCAGACCAGGCCCUCAGGGCCCACCUGGACCAGCUGGAGAGAAGGGAGUCCCUGGUGAGAAAGGACCCAUUGGGCCAGCAGGUCGGGACGGGGUGCAGGGUCCUGUGGGUCUGCCCGGCCCUGCUGGAACAGCUGGAGUCCCUGGCGAGGACGGAGACAAGGGUGAGGUUGGAGAGCCUGGGCAGAAGGGCGCCAAAGGAGCCAAAGGAGAGCAUGGUCCUCCUGGUCCACCCGGGCCGCUCGGUCCUGUAGGUCAGCCUGGUCCAGCUGGUGCUGAUGGAGAUCUUGGACCGAGGGGGCAGCAGGGUCCUUUCGGAGCUAAAGGUGACGAGGGAACCCGAGGCUUCCCAGGAGCCCCAGGUCCCAUCGGACUCCAGGGACUGCCAGGACCAUCUGGGGAGAAAGGAGAGACGGGAGAUGUCGGACCUAUGGGUCCUCCAGGCCCUCCAGGACCCCGUGGCCCUGCUGGACCCAGCGGAGCUGACGGUCCUCAAGGUCCUCCUGGUGGUAUUGGUAAUCCUGGGGCUGUUGGAGAGAAGGGAGAGCCCGGUGAGGCCGGACCACCUGGAAUCGUAGGAGAGGCUGGAAAGAAGGGUCCUCGUGGAGAGCGCGGAGAGAAGGGAGAGGCGGGCCAACCUGGAACUGCUGGACCUGCCGGAGGACGAGGAGGACCAGGAGACGAUGGGCCCAAAGGAAACCCAGGUCCUGUUGGUUUCCCUGGUGAUCCCGGCCCCCCUGGUGAGGUUGGACCCAGAGGCCAGGAUGGUGCCAAGGGAGAGAGAGGAGAGGACGGAGAAGCAGGAGAACCUGGCACCCCCGGACCUCCUGGUGAGAACGGACCUCCUGGACCCCCAGGAAAGAGGGGUCCUGCUGGUGCAAGAGGAGCAGAGGGACGUCAGGGAGAGAAGGGAACCAAGGGAGAUCCAGGUGCAGUCGGUCCCCCAGGAAAGACGGGUCCUGUCGGCCCUCAGGGUCAACCAGGAAAACCAGGAACCGAAGGUCUUCGAGGACUCCCAGGAUCAGUGGGUGGACAAGGAUUACCAGGAGCUGCUGGAGAGAAAGGACCGCCUGGACCUUUGGGACCGCCUGGUUUGCCCGGCCUGCGUGGAGACCCCGGAGCCAAGGGAGAGAAGGGUCACCAAGGUCUUAUCGGUCUCAUCGGACCUCCGGGAGAGCAGGGAGAGAAGGGAGACCGAGGCCUUCCUGGGCCUCAGGGAUCCUCUGGACCCAAAGGAGAGUCCGGACUUUCUGGAGGCACCGGACCCCUCGGCCCUGCUGGUCCUCCUGGUCUUCCUGGUCCUCAAGGUAUCAAAGGAGCUAAGGGUGCAUCUGGAGGAGCUGGACCAAAGGGAGAAAAAGGAGUACAAGGACCUCCUGGACCUCCUGGCCCACCUGGUGAGGUCAUUCAGCCGCUGCCCAUCCAGAGGAGUCCCAAGUCCAAACGCUCCAUCGAUGCCAGCCAGCUGGCGCCAGAGUUUGACCCUGACAUGCCGGCAUCUGACACUGCCGGCACCGAGUUCCUGAUGGGCAGCGAAGGCAUGGAGGAGAUCUUUGGCUCUCUCAACUCCCUCCGUCAAGAGAUCGAGACAAUGCGUUUCCCUCUGGGCACUCAGGACAGCCCCGCGCGCACCUGCCAGGACCUGAACCUCAGCCAGCCGGACCUCAAAGACGGAGAGUACUGGAUCGACCCCAAUCAGGGCUGCUCCAGAGACUCCUUCAAGGUCUUCUGUAACUUUACUGCUGGAGAGACGUGUUUGUACCCGAGCAAGGACGUCAACACGGUGGAGAUGAGCUCCUGGGACAAAGAGACUCCAGGAUCGUGGUACAGUCAGUUUUCCACUGGUAGUAAGUUCUCCUACGUCGACUCCAACGGUGAUCCCGUGGGCGUGGUCCAGCUGGGCUUCCUGCGCCUCUUGAGCGUCCAGGCCCGUCAGAACCUCACCUACCACUGCCACCGCUCCGUGGCCUGGGCCGACCAAAGCGCCGAGAACAACUACCAAAGGGCGCUGCACUUCCUGGGUGCCAACGACGAGGAGCUGAGCUAUGAGACCAACCCGUACAUCAAAGCCUUGAUCGAUGGCUGCUCUUAUCGUAAGGGCUUCGACAGGACGGUCCUGGAGAUCAGCACGCCACAGCUGGAGCAUCUUCCUCUGCGGGAUAUCAAGGUGUCAGACUUUGGGGAGAAAAACCAGCAGUUUGGUUUUGAAGUGGGACCUGUUUGUUUCCAAGCCUAAGAACACAAACACACACAAUACAUGCAAACACACACACACACUUAGAGACACACUUAUAUAUGAAAAAAACAUUCAUGCCCAGUAAUUUGUAAAUUAAUUUGUAAAUGAUAUAAAACACACACACACACACACACUUACAUAUACAUGCAGUUGUUGUGAGACAAACACACGCUCACAGUAAAGUGCGUGCCCGGGGAAACCAACAUCCUCCCAACAAUUAAUGGACGUCACAAAAACAAAAAAAAGAGGAGAGAAAUCUGAAAAACUUGCGGAGACCUUCGACCGCCGCGAGAGACGAAGAUAAAGUCAGGAGGGAGCGUCCUUCAACAUAAAACAGUGUUUUCUUUAACGUCACCGACCUGAGAGCGAGCCGGCAACCUGAGGUCUGAUGCCCCUCUACCUCCCCAUCCAACAUCUCCUCCCAGAAACGGGUCACACUCAUUCCCACUUCCUUAAUCUACAUUCACUCUGCAGGCAGCAUGACUGACGGUCGCUCAGGCUGUGAGAGGCUCCCGUGCAGCCGCCUUUAUCUGUGAUGCAGUUAAAAUCACAUGAAAUCAAAACAGGAGACAAACCAUAAAAGAACAGCCAGAGGUCAGAAACGUUCCCCUGAGCUGUAGAUGAAGCUCUUUGUGAGGUCAUCAGGGGCGACUCUUCAGCCAUGCUGUUUACAGAGCAACAUUCAGAUCUUUUUACACUUUAAGGAACCAAAGAAUUAACGACACCGGCAGAAACACAGGGAACUGAGCACCGAGGUUAACGUGUGGCGAGGUGCAGGACAAUCCCUCCUCCACCCGAGAGGAGCGAGACCGCGCUGAGCCGAUGUGAUGCAUGCACGAGGCAGGAGAGACGUGUGAUCAGUGAAAUCAAAGCCAUUCAUUUUGUAAACUGUGCUAAAUGCAGUGCUGUUGUAUUUGCAUGCUGCUGGUGACCUGAUUCUUUAAAUCACUCCUCACCGAGGCCGCUAACACCACGCCGCUCCGGUGUUUGCUGAGUCUGGACUCUUUGUUGUUUUCCAUCAGUGUUUAAACAUGUCUGAGCUUCAGAGAUUCCUCCUGUUUUUCCUGCAGCAGCAAAUAAAAAUGCACGCUUUUACUGACCUGUGUGGUAAGGUGCUAAUUACACAAACGUGUCAAAGGUGUAGUGUCCACUCCGACUCCUUCCUGUAGUCUCUUCUAAUUCAUGAAGCUUGUACCUGGGGAAGAUGUGCAUUACAUACCAUUUGUACAGAAAUAGUGAUAUUCUAUUGUAUUUAUUUAAAAUUAACAGGGUGCUUUGAGAUUAAAAAAACAAGAACCAACCAAUAUUUCAGUCACAUGUGGUUUGUAUUUAUUUCCUGCAGCUGACACUUGAAGGUCAAACUCACCGCCCUGUUCAAACUCCUUUUGUACGGAAUAAAAAUAAGAAUCUGUGGCCACACGUUACUGUAAGAUCCCGUCUUAGUGUUUGCAUCGACUGUACUGUGCUGUUACAUCCUGCUUCCACUGUAAUGAUUAAACGGUGACUCUCCA
Haplochromis burtoni (Burton's mouthbrooder) is the source of this 7456-nucleotide messenger RNA. RefSeq names its product collagen, type XI, alpha 2 (gene col11a2). Gene Ontology annotation, biological process: collagen fibril organization; cartilage development; sensory perception of sound. Gene Ontology annotation, cellular component: collagen trimer. Lineage: Eukaryota; Metazoa; Chordata; Actinopteri; Cichliformes; Cichlidae. The record is from RefSeq and is a predicted model, not a curated record. Gene Ontology annotation, molecular function: extracellular matrix structural constituent.